Molecule: messenger RNA, 1146 nt
Organism: Sphenostylis stenocarpa
Lineage: Eukaryota; Viridiplantae; Streptophyta; Magnoliopsida; Fabales; Fabaceae
Source: the annotation of a GenBank genome assembly
AUGGGAGCUUACUCCGCUGUUGCUGGUUUAGUUGUAGAUGCUGUACAAUCUGUUAAGAUGACCAAUGCUCGAGGUGAAGUUAAAUACCCAAUCAAGGGAAUCAAUAUCUUGAAAGCCCAUGGAAAAAGUGCUAGAGACAGCUUUCUGAUGAAUGGUUAUGCUUUAAAUACUGGCCGUGCUGCUCAAGGAAUGCCUCUAAGGGUUACCCCUGCAAAAAUUGCCUGUCUUGAUUUCAAUCUACAGAAAACAAAAAUGCAAUUGGGUGUUCAAGUUCUAGUAACUGAUCCUAGAGAGUUAGAGAAAAUCCGUCAAAGAGAGGCUGAUAUGACUAAGGAAAGGAUUGAAAAGCUAUUGAAGGCUGGAGCUAAUGUUGUUCUGACUACUAAAGGAAUUGAUGACAUGGCUCUUAAGUACUUCGUUGAGGCUGGGGCAAUUGCUGUAAGACGGGUGCGGAAAGAGGAUAUGCGCCAUGUUGCCAAGGCUACUGGUGCAACAUUGGUCUCAACAUUUGCUGAUAUGGAAGGGGAGGAAACAUUUGAACCAUCUUUUCUUGGAUCUGCUGAUGAGGUUGUAGAGGAGCGCAUAUCUGAUGAUGCUGUAAUUAUGAUUAAAGGGACCAAAACUACAAGUGCAGUCUCUCUGAUUUUAAGAGGUGCAAAUGACCAUAUGCUUGAUGAGAUGGAUAGAGCACUGCAUGAUGCACUAUCAAUUGUCAAGAGAACUCUUGAAUCAAAUACGGUGGUAGCUGGUGGAGGUGCAGUUGAAGCAGCUUUGUCAGUUUAUUUGGAGUACCUUGCCACAACUUUAGGAUCUCGGGAGCAGUUGGCUAUAGCAGAAUUUGCCGAAUCUCUUUUAAUCAUUCCAAAGGUGCUUUCUGUUAAUGCUGCCAAGGAUGCCACUGAGCUGGUCGCAAAAUUACGGGCCUACCACCAUUCAGCGCAAACUAAAGCUGAUAAGAAACAUUUAUCAAGCAUGGGCUUGGACCUUUCUGAAGGGAAAAUCAGAAACAACCUGGAGGCUGGAGUCAUUGAGCCUGCUAUGAGCAAAGUCAAAAUUAUUCAGUUUGCUACCGAAGCGGCUAUUACUAUCCUUCGAAUUGAUGACAUGAUCAAGCUUGUCAAGGAAGAAAGUCAAAAUGAGGAUUGA